Triticum aestivum (bread wheat) is the source of this 1864-nucleotide messenger RNA. Its product is annotated as indole-2-monooxygenase. The record is from RefSeq and is a predicted model, not a curated record. Gene Ontology annotation, molecular function: iron ion binding; oxidoreductase activity, acting on paired donors, with incorporation or reduction of molecular oxygen; heme binding. The transcript is spliced from 3 exons. NCBI's taxonomy places the organism in Eukaryota, Viridiplantae, Streptophyta, Magnoliopsida, Poales, Poaceae. Bases 112 to 1722 code for a protein of 536 amino acids.
GCUCUGGCUGCAAUCUCCAGCCUUGUAGCUAUAAACUCAGCUGAGCUGCUGCGUAGAAGGAACAGUGGAGUGAAGCACCCUCUCGUGUAGGAAGAGCGCUGCGCGGUCGUGAUGGUUCAUCCGUUGCAUUUGCAUGCCCUCCAUGAGCUGCUGCUGCAAGCGAGGUCUCCACAUGCAGCGCUAGGACUGGUCUUUGUCCUGCUCGUCUGCCCUCUUCUUCUCCUCCUGCUCGUGCGCCGCCUCGCAACGCCGUCGACGGCCGCGGCCACCGCGAGAGCCAGAGAAGAGCUGCUGGGCAGGCUGCCGUCUCCUCCGAGCAGGCUCCCCGUCAUCGGCCACCUGCACCUCGUCGGUUCCCUCCCGCACGUCUCCCUCCGAGACCUCGCCGCCAAGCAUGGCCGCGACGGCCUCAUGCUCCUCCGCCUCGGCGCCGUCCCUACGCUCGUCGUCUCGUCGCCGAGCGCCGCGCAGGCCGUGCUGCGCACGCACGACCACGUCUUCGCGUCCCGGCCCUACUCCGCCGUCACCGAAAUCCUCUUCUACGGCCCCACGGACGCCGCCUUCUCCCCCUACGGCGAGCACUGGCGGCAGGUCAAGAAGAUCGCCACCACGCACCUCCUCACCAUCAAGAAGGUCCGCUCCUACCGCCAUGUCCGCGAGCACGAGGUGAGAUUGGUUGUGGCCAAGAUCCGCGAUGCGGCCUCCAAAUGUACCGCCAUCGACAUGAGUGACCUUCUCAACGCCUUCACCAAUGACAUUGUGUGUCAUGCUGUGUCAGGCAAGCUUUUUAGGGAACAAGGUCAUAACAAACUCUUUCGAGAACUCGUCGAGGCCAACUCAUUGCUCUUGGGUGGAUUCAACCUAGAGGACUGCUUCCCCAUGUUGGUGAAGCUGGACAUUAUCAAGAGGAUGGUUUGCGCAAAGGCCCAGCAGGUGAACAAGAUGUGGGACAACCUGCUCAAUAAUAUCAUCGAUGAGCAUGCAAGCAAGUCAGUGGCAGAACAUAAUAGUGAGGACAACGACUUCACUGAUGUUUUGCUUUCUAUCCAACAAGAGUACAAACUCACGGGAGAUCAUAUUAAGGCUCAGUUAGAGAUCAUGUUCCAAGCUGGCACUGAUACAACAUUCAUAGUGUUAGAAUAUGCGAUGGUCAAGCUCAUGCAAAACCCCCACCUCAUGAACAAGCUACAAGUUGAGGUGAGGAGCACUAUACCCAAGGGCAAAGAAAUGGUUACUGAAGAUGAUAUCAAUAGUUUGGCCUACCUAAAGGCGGUCAUCAAAGAGACACUCCGGCUCCAUAUGCCUGGGCCGCUCCUCAUUCCCCACCUCUCCAUGGCUGACUGCAACAUAAAGGGCUACAUGAUACCAUCAGGAAUACGUGUCAUUGUCAAUAGUUGGGCACUUGCAAGGGACCCUAGCCGUUGGGAGCACGCAGAUGAGUUCAUGCCUGAGCGAUUUAUGGAAUGCGGGAGCGCCGCGGCUAUGGACUAUAAGGGAAAUGACUUCCUUUACUUGCCAUUUGGCGCCGGGCGAAGGAUUUGCCCAGGUAUCAACUUUGCGAUUGCGAGCAUUGAAAUCAUGCUAGCGAAUCUAAUGUACCAUUUCAACUGGAAGCUACCUGUAGAGUUGAUGGAAGGUGGCAUCGAUAUGACUGAAGUAUUUGGGACGACAGUGCACCGGAAGGAGAAGCUCCUCCUUGUUCCCGUAGUGCCACAAGAUUAAUACAUUGGUCCAUUGUAUUGUGUGUGCGCAACAGAUUGAUUACCUACCUUAAUAGUAUCAUGAAUGUGGCUUUUUGGAACUCUUGUUAAGCACAAGUGUAAUAUGUAAUUAAAGAAAACACUGAAUUAAAUUGAGUACCAUA